Saccostrea echinata is the source of this 496-nucleotide messenger RNA. Its product is annotated as large ribosomal subunit protein eL28-like. Gene Ontology annotation, biological process: translation. Gene Ontology annotation, molecular function: structural constituent of ribosome. Gene Ontology annotation, cellular component: ribosome; cytosolic large ribosomal subunit. The transcript has 4 exons. Bases 17 to 454 code for a protein of 145 amino acids. NCBI's taxonomy places the organism in Eukaryota, Metazoa, Mollusca, Bivalvia, Ostreida, Ostreidae. The record is from RefSeq and is a predicted model, not a curated record.
CAAGUAUAAGUAAGUUAUGUUGUUUCUUUACAGACAAGCUCCCAGAAUGGCUUCCACGGACUUGCAGUGGUUGAUCAUCAGGAAUAACUCAAGUUUUCUUUUGAAAGGAAAUAAACAAACAUACAGCAGGGAGCCAAACAACUUGAAGUCUGUGAACUCAUUCCGUUACAAUGGAUUGAUUCAUCCCAAAACAGUUGGUGUUGUCCCAGCCAAGGAUGGAAAGGGGGUUGUCCUCGUAACUAAGAAGGCCAGAGCUGGCAAACGCCCUGGGAAAAGCUUCAACAGAGUUGAGCUGAAAAGAGGAUCACGAAAAACCUUCAGCACCAUCAAGAAAACUCUCCGUAACAACCGUUACAGGAAGGAUCUGAAAAUGGCUGCUGUCAGGAGAGCCAGUGCCCUGCUGAGGAGCCAGAAACCAGUUGUUGUCAAGAAAAGUGGACUAAAGUCAAAGUAGAUGUGUCAUACAGCAACAAAUAAAAAAAAAAAUUAAAAAGAA